AUAAUUAAUCAAAUAUAACUCGAACAUAUAUAAAAUUCGAAUGAAGCUUAAGAGGCUUAGCCGAAAAAUAAACUAUUCCAUAGGCAUACAAAUUUUUUUUAUAAAUGAUUAUUUCAUUUAUAAAUGAUUUAGGAUGAUUAGUACAGUCUUUUCUAUCACAAAAGACAUUUAUGAAAGUAUUAAUCAUUUAAAAGUAAAUUUGGAAAUGGUAUCAAGUUUAUAUGGUAAAAUUAGUAUUCCUUUAUUUUAACAUAUAAAGCUCAUAUAUUAACCAAUGAAUGCGUUAUAUAAGCCUAUGCCCAUUAGAUUAUAUUGUUAAUGAGAAGAUUAUAUUAUCCGCUAUUGCUCGAACUGUGACGUCUCUCUUCUUCUUGGCUGUUGCGAUCGGUUUCUUUCUCCUCGUUCUUGCUUCCCGGCGAUGACGAAAGACGGAAGAUACUGGGCGGGGCUUCCGCCGGAACUAACAUGGUCGAUAUUGAGCCAUUUUGGCACGGUGGAUAUACUGGAAAAGGCUCAGAAAGUGUGCAAAUCGUGGCAUAGCGUCUGUAAAGAACCUUCGAUGUGGCGGAAGAUUAAUAUGCACAACGACUUGGGAUUCAUGGACUUUUUGACCAGGUCUCGUCACGUUGCCAUGUGUCGCAACGCUGUUGAUCGUAGCCAGGGCGGUUUGGUUGAGAUUGACAUUUGGUAUUUCGGUACUGAUUCUCUCCUGAAUCACAUCGCCGAUAGCUCAAGGAACCUGAGAACCCUAAGAAUCGCAAUGUGUCAUGAAGUAAACGAUGGGCUUCUCCAAGCAGCUGGGAAACUUCCGUUUCUUGAAGAACUCGACAUUUCAUACUGUUCAUUUGAAGAGGAGACUCUGAAAGCUGUAGGCAAGUCUUUUCCAAAUCUUAAGACAUUGAAGCUAAACUACCCUGUGCUUAGUUAUAGUGAUGAUGAGUUUGCCAUAGCGAUUGCUGGAAGCAUGCCGGAACUACGCAACCUCCAACUUUCUGGGAACCCAUAUAUGAGCAACAGGGGUUUGCGAGCUAUUCUCGACGGCUGUCUUCACCUGGAACAUCUCGAUUUACGCGAGUGUUGGAGACUUGACCUUGUUGGGGACCUAGAGAAGCUAUGCGCGGAGAGAAUCAGAGUUUUGAGACGCCCAGGUGACCCAACCUCUGGUCCUCAUCAUAUGUUUUGGUUAUAGAUGUGAUAUUAGUACUUUUCAAUGCUCUUAAGAUCUUGGACAACCAGAUAGAUACUUGCAAAAUUUCGUUUCUGGAAAGUUAUGAUGAUUGUUUGUUGUUGUAUCAACUUACUGUUGAAAGUUGGCGACUUUGAAGUUUGAACUACUGUAUUAUCACAUAUCUUAAAAAGGUUUUCCAUUUUUUUUGUUUGAAAAAAAAAAACAAACUUC
This is a messenger RNA of Brassica napus (rape), 1399 nucleotides long. Its product is annotated as putative F-box/LRR-repeat protein 23. Gene Ontology annotation, molecular function: protein binding. NCBI's taxonomy places the organism in Eukaryota, Viridiplantae, Streptophyta, Magnoliopsida, Brassicales, Brassicaceae. The record is from RefSeq and is a predicted model, not a curated record. The transcript has 2 exons. Bases 419 to 1189 code for a protein of 256 amino acids.